AUGGCAACUUCAAAGACACACAAGCCUCAGCAACUUCCACAGUUUACUUUAAGAGAUUAUGGCGCAUUCUUCACGGCAGCAAUCGACGUGGUGAAGACGAGGAUACAAAUUGAUCCGGCAUUGGCGAGGGACUCGCUCUUCUCUGGCGGACGCAAGAUUAUAGCUGCAGAGGGUCCAUUCGGUCUCUUAACUGGGUUUGGUCCUACUGCAGUUGGAUAUCUCGCUCAAGGAGGUGCUAAGUUUGCUGGAUACGAGUUCUGGAAGAAAAACAUUGUCGAAGCAGUCGGUGGUCCUGAUAAUGCAGUGGCGUAUCGAAUGCCUAUUUAUCUGCUCAGCGCCAGCAUUGGAGAAUUCUUCGCGGACAUCCUGCUCACACCAUUAGAGGCGACACGUAUUCGACUCGUAUCUGACCGUAAAUACGCAUCUGGACUGGUUUCGGGAUUCAUGCGUAUGGCGCGUGAGGGAGGCGUUCGCGAGCUUUAUGCCGGCUUCCUCCCAAUCUUGUGCAAGCAAAUUCCUUAUGCCAUCGGACAAUUCACCGUCAACGAGCUCUGUCACGAACUCGCGUUCAGGAAUAUGUCGGAGGAACAACGACGUAACUUGUCUACCGUGACGAGUGGGGCGAUUUCGUUGGGUAGCGGCUUGACGGCUGGUGUCGCCGCAGCGGUUUUGUCUCAGCCGGCGGAUACUCUGCUCAGUCAGAUAAACAAAGGCCAUGGUCCACAGGGCACGAUGGUUUAUAGACUCACGACACUCGCAAAGCAGGCUGGGUUCAGAGGCUUGUUCGCCGGUCUUGGUCCAAGAUGUGUCAUGACAGCGGGCCUUGUUUCGGGCCAAUUUAUCAUUUAUGACGCCCUCAAGCAUGCUAUGGGUGCACCGCCAGGGAUCGAGAUUCACAAGGAGACUACCGUUGAAUAG
Serendipita indica DSM 11827 is the source of this 918-nucleotide messenger RNA. Lineage: Eukaryota; Fungi; Basidiomycota; Agaricomycetes; Sebacinales; Serendipitaceae. The record is from the annotation of a GenBank genome assembly.